Messenger RNA from Nothobranchius furzeri (turquoise killifish), 5426 nucleotides. RefSeq names its product pyruvate dehydrogenase [acetyl-transferring]-phosphatase 1, mitochondrial. Gene Ontology annotation, biological process: protein dephosphorylation. The record is from RefSeq and is a predicted model, not a curated record. Gene Ontology annotation, molecular function: cation binding; [pyruvate dehydrogenase (acetyl-transferring)]-phosphatase activity. Gene Ontology annotation, cellular component: mitochondrion. NCBI's taxonomy places the organism in Eukaryota, Metazoa, Chordata, Actinopteri, Cyprinodontiformes, Nothobranchiidae.
AAUAAACAGCUCACCUGCCCGCCUGCGGGAAACAGGAAGUAACGUGCUCUGAUUCCUGCAGCCUGUUCAGUGUCUGGUUUUAAACUCUGAAUGAAGAUGAAAGAAUAAAAAUGCUUUUUUGUGUGUGAAAACUGCGAGGAAGGGGCUGUUCUUCAAACCCAAACAGAGCUUCUCCUGGUGAGCAAGGAGCUGCAGCUAAACUGAUCUGAGGAGUAAGUGGAGGUGGUUCCUAGGAUUUGGGUCUGAGUCUGUGCUGGUCCUGAGCGGGACCGGGAGCUGUCUAGGUGUAACCCUGCCUCCCACCUGUGGUUCUGCUGCAGCUCCUUCUGCUAGCAGUCAUGCUGGGAAGAUCAGGAACUCUCCGUGGAUGCUACACAUUGGAGUUCUGGCAGUAUCGUGCCCUGUCCUCCCCUCCACCUGAGCUCCACAGAGUCCAUUACCCAGCAGGCAGCAGAAGCAGGAAGUCCCAUGCUGAGCCAGGGGCAGUUCAGCUAAGCUCAGCUCAGAUAAACCAGGUCUUAAAGGCCAACGAGUACAGUCACACCCUCCCCAGAGGCCCCGCUUCUCAUGGAGUCCUGGGUUUCUAUAGCAACACACUCCCAUCCAACCAACCUAGUGAGGAUCGUCGGAGCAACGCCACCUGUCUCCCAGGGCGAGGAGGGGUCCUGUUUGGUGUGUUUGAUGGUCAUGCAGGUUCAGCAUGUGCACAGGUGAUCAGCCAGAGGCUCUUCUACUACAUCACCGUGGCGAUGCUGCCGCUGAAGAUGCUGCAGGAACUGGAGUGGGCUGUGGAGGAGGACCGAGCUGUUCCGCCCCUGCUGGAGUGGCACAAACAUCCCCAAGAUCCCAGCUGCCUCGACGACGGGGCGAUCUCCUUCCAUAGCCUCCGUAACUACUGGCAGGAGAGGCUGGAGGGAGAGGAGGAUGGAGAGCAGGAGGAAGGUGUGACCUCAGCACUGGUUGAUGCAUUCUGCCGUCUGGACUAUGACCUGUCGGUGGAGGCCCAGGCCCAGCUGUUGCAGUCAUCACCCAGAAAAAUGUCCCUCCCUGGGGAGGGGUUGGCCCUGUCCUCUCCCCUCCGAGUGGCUCUGUCAGGCUCUACCACCUGUGUUGCUUAUGUCUCCAGUGGUGUCCUGCAUGUGGCUAACCUGGGGGACAGUCGAGCUGUCCUGGGAGUCCAGGAACAGGACGGACACUGGUCAGCCAUCAGUCUCACUAAUGACCACAAUGCACAGAAUCCAGACGAGCUUCAAAGGGUUCUGGGAGAGCAUCCUCCCUCUGAGCAUAGGACGGCGGUCCGCCAUGACCGCCUGCUCGGUCUGCUGCUGCCUUUCAGGGCGUUUGGUGACGUCCGCUUCAAAUGGAGCCCAGAAAUGCUGAAUCAGCUUUAUGAAAGCGGACCAAAUGUUCGGUCUGCAGUUAGUGGAUCAGUGUGGGGGCUUCCACCACACUACCUGACCCCACCAUACUUGAGUGCUCAACCUGAAAUCACCCGACACCUCAUCAGACCUGCAGACAAGUUUUUGGUGCUGGCGACUGAUGGACUGUGGGAGCUGAUGCAUCGACAGACUGUCAUCCAGCUGGUUGGAGAUCAUCUGACAGGCCUCCAGCACCAGAGACCCAUCAUUCCCAGAGUGGACAUGACACUGGGCAGCUUGCAGCGCCUCCUGCUGGAGAGGCAACGUCGAGUCCAGGCAGUUCUGGAGGACCAGAACACUGCCACUCACCUGCUGCGCCACGCACUGGGAGACGAUGGCUAUGGAGCCGUGGCUCCAAACCGCCUAGCCAAGAUGCUGAGUUUACCUUCUGACCUGGCCCGCAGGUACCGUGAUGACAUCACCAUCACCGUCAUCCACCUGAACGAGCUCUGACACCUGCACGAGGCCCUCUGAAAGCCAGCUGGUGCGUGCAACUUCAAUUCUCCCUCUGAAGAUGGAACAAAGUUUCUGCCUGACAGGUGGUUUUAUCUCGACACCUGCAGAUUAGCCAGCUUCAUCUUCAGAAAUUUGACAUCAUCUUCAUCAAGAGGAUUUGAUCAAAGCAACUCUGUUCCUGAUAAACCGGGCCCUCGUGGGUCUGUUGGAAAGGUUUCUCCAGUCCCUUAAAGAGCGAGGCAGCAGAACAGGAGUCUCUGAUGUUGUUAUACUCAGACCGAGUCCUGAUGGAGCCAGGACCUGAAAAAGCUCAAAUAAACUGAUGGUUGCUGAGUAUUGUAUGGAUGCGACCCCCCUACAGCAGGAGCUCCACAAGGAUGAGUUCUGAGCUUGCGGUCAUUGUUCAGUACACUUCUGCUGGUUAGGAGCGACACAGAUGAAAUGUUAACACACGAGACAAACGCUCAACAGGAAGCUGUAAAGUUCACACAUGGAGAAAUCUUCCCGUCUCAAUGAAUGCUGGAAAGACGUGUUUUCGAUGGAAUAUUCAUCAGAUCAGCCGGCUUUGUAAACGUGUCUAAAUGAAGUCAUAAGAGGUUAGUUACGUAAGAAAUGAAACCUCAAGAGGAAGCAGCUUUAGAUUUUAUGUUUACAUGUUUCUAAUAGAACACUAUUUGUCUACAUAGCCUUUAGCGGUGGAAUCUGGUGUUCUCACAGGUAAAUUCAUCUUUGGUGUGAUCGACCGGGAUUUUUGGUUUAACGAACAUUCCUUAAAUCUGAAGGCAUCUCUGAAUCGCUUCGUCUGAAAACAGCCCAGAUGAUCCGGGUACAGUUCUGUCCAAAAAACAAGCUAACUGGACUCACGAGCCACAAUACAUGCAUGUUUAAUUACAAAAAAUUUGAUUAUUUUUGUACAUGUCAAUAAACAAACAAUAGUUUAAGAGAACAAAGGGUCUGUUCAGAUAAACGCGGAGUGAUCCCUGGAUUUAUCCGGCUUCUUCUACAGUCUCUACCUGAAACGCAAAUGUAAAGAUGGACAUAAGGGCGUUUUUUUAGACAAAAAAUACCGCGACAGAACCCCAGCUUUGAUGAGACUGGUGCUGACUCAGGUUUGUGAGUCUUAUUUGAAAAUAUUUGUUGUGCUGCUGGUUUGCCUAAAGUUAGCUUACUAUCAGGUAAAGUUGUUGGAAAAAGAAAGGGAAUAUUUUCUAUCAUCUCACACUAAACACUAACAGGAACAAUACUCUGCCCUGAAUAUGCUUAAUAUGUAGCUUCAGAUUAAAAAUUAUGUAGUACAAGACAAAUAUAUAUGAUGUUGACUAGUGCGUGUCACGUGUGUGCGCACAUGCGCGUGUGUUAAGCCCCAGAUCUUCUUCAGUCCUAAAUCCGGGCCUGGGUAUAGCAGUGCACAGUGUGCAAGAGAAGCACCCCAUGGCAGUGUGAGAUGUUUAGGACUCGGCCUGCAGCUGGAGAGAAACUGCUUCAAGGCCUACCACAUCCAAUAAAAACGUCUGAAAGUUUACAAAAAUAAAUGGUCUUAAAAACUGCUAGAAAAGAUACCAAGGUUCAAACUUUUUUAAGAAUAGAUGCAUUACAGUUCAAAGUUUAAAUUGUUCAUCCCAAAUUGUUUGCGCAAGUCAUUUUGAAGUUCCUGUUCAGUAAUAAUUGUAAAAAAUUCCAAUCCAUUUUUUGCUUUUUUCACUUUUAUGCUGAUUUUUUUAAAGGCUUUAAUAGAAACAUUCUAAAUACAAACCAUACACUGAAAGCUGAGGUUGUUCUGAAAAAAGAAGUUACACACACUUUGCACUUUUUAUUACAAUUUUACAGCCAAAAGAUUAAAAAAAAUACCGGGCGGCCCCGUUAUAAUUAUGGUCAUAAGAGGGUUAUUAAGACGGCGAUGCACAAACAGGAAGUGAUUGGUAGUCAUUCCACUCCAGUCCAGUUGGUGGCGGUAAUGCACCAAAUUGUUGUUUGCCAAGUGUCAUAAGACCACAAAUAAGAAGAGAGGCGGGAGUGUUCGUAACAAACUCAACGCGAUAGUCAAACCAUUAAGCAUGAAAUGGAGUUAUCCUAGUGGCUCCAAUGAGAGAAAGAAGCAUCAUGCUUCAUAAAAGCUUUUAUUUUCACUUCUGAAAGUGACGUCGUUUUUUGAUGUAAACAUCAAAAGGAAGCAGAAAGGAAAGACAAUGGAAAACGUUUAAAGGGAAGAAAAUAGAAAAAAAUAACUAAGGCUAAAGCACAGGAGCACUGACAGGAAAAAGAAAGCAGAGCAAAUUUUGAAAGCGCUCAAAGGGAGGGAAAUACAGGAAAAAAGAGGACCAAUAAAAAGGGAAAAUAACUCAUGUCAGAAGAGGAGAGUUUCGCAAAUCCAGUUAAAGGUAAGAUUGUCGAAAAUGUUGUGUAAGGGGCCCCAUGACUGUUCGCCUUGGGCCCUCAAAUUGCUAAAUCUGCCACUGGCUCUGGCUGGUAAGCUUGGAGCUGCAUGAGCGUCAGCUUCCAACCAGCACUCACUACAGAUAAACCAUAGGCUGUCACAGAGGAAAUACUAAUGAGGCAGUAAACUGGAUUUUACUUACAGAUGCACCCGGCAUAUCGCCACCUCAAACACGCUCAGUGCUGAGGGUUGGAAUUAGAGAGCAGGUAUCUGCCUCUUAUGAAGGCAGCAUGCCCUGCCCCAAAAUCACCAGAAUGUCAUCCACCUGGACAAAUCUUCAUGAACCAAAUUGUUCAUCCUACCACACACGCAUGUAUCUGGUCCACUAGCGUGUUUACACAUUUCAGAGACUUUAUAACAUGGACCUGGUCCUUCAUUCUCCUCCACCUGACACCUCUUCAUGCAGUCACCGCCUCCAAACCCAAGUUUCCCACCUACAAAUAAAAUGUUUGCUCUGUAUUUUGUACGCCUUCACUCACGGGUGAAUAAAUGUUCUUAUUUUCAGACUUUAUCCAUGAUCUACGAUCUGUUGUGGGUCUGCGGCUAAAUACCUUUUUACUUUUUAAAGGGGCAACAUCGGUGCUAGUGACAAAUUUACAGGAAGCGGCAUCCUGACCAAUCACAAGCUUGCAGUCUCCGUCACGUUUGACGAAUGUUUAAAAAAUUGGGCAUGUCUCCGUCACCUUCGUCAGCCCGUCGGGGAGCUCUUGUGCUGAAGCAUAAUGGCGUUACAUCCCCGCACAGACGCAGACGUAUAAACCAGGCUUUACCAUCCUUGAACUGCAGCAGUGGGCCGCAAAUAAAACCCGGGGCUGCAAAUGGCCAGUGAGCCACCAUUUGGAGCCCCGGUCUAGCAGGUUUCAGCAGUCCGUUUGUCCUAAAAGCAGCGAGAAGACGUGUCCACUGUAGUCUGCAGAGUUCCUGACCAGACUUCAGCGUGUCACCUCGUCUUUAUGGGAAAGUUUCAGAUCACAUUUCUGAUGUAGCUGCUGACGGGGCAAUGUAGCAAAGAAAAAAAAAAAGAGGACUUUUUAAAACCCUCAUAGGAGGAUCUGCAAGUCACCAUGACGAUCAUCUUCUGAAUCUGAGAUGUUAAACACGGUGGCACAAUGGUUUCU